AACGCGGACAUCAGUGUUUUCUAGUCACAGUUCACCGGUUGCUUUCUGAGUACUAACAACCCAGCGCUAUACAGCUCCUAUCAAUCUACACAAUUCACUAGAGUGCCGUUUGUGCUUGCAUUGUUCGGUUUACAAAAAAAAAAACAACAAAAAUAAUCAACAUCGACCGAAAAAAAAUUUAAUUGAAUUUUUCGUUUUUUUCUCUUUUAAUUACUUGAAGAGAAAAUUCAAUUGUGGUUUUUGAAAAAAAAACAGUGUCUUCUGUUUAAAAAGUAUCGUGUCGAGAUUUUUCUGAUUGAUUCCCACUGAGGCAAACGAAAAGUUACAAUUUUUAGCCAAACAAAAAUGAAGAAAAUUUGUGUUUUAUUCUCAAUUAUUACGAUCGCAACCGCAUCGUUAAACACCGAAACCGACAAUUUGCUGUCGACAGCGCUAAAAUUCGUCCGGGAUUGUGGAGAUAAAUCAAUGUUACUUUGUGCUAAAGAACGUGCCCUACACUAUGUUGAAAACAUCAAUGGAGACGUGAAAAUUGGCGAAGGCAUCUCACUCAUUCAAACCGAACCAGUUGCACAAGGAGGACGUUCGUUGAACGACAUCGAAUUGCCGGAAAAUGGUGAAGCCCGCGAAGGACAAGUUGACUCAUUGUUGGCCGAUCGUGUUGCCCGUUUCUUGGGCUCACACACUCUCCAAUUCAAAGUACCAAAAGACUCAAUUGAAGACAUGCAACGAUCACUUGAUGAAGCUCGUGGAAAAGGCAAGAAGACAAAGAAACUCUUGUUGCCAUUGCUGUUGUUAUUCAAAUUGAAGGCUGCCGCCCUUCUGCCAUUGGUUCUCGGUUUCUUGGCAUUGAUUGCAUUCAAGGCAUUGAUCAUUGGUAAAUUGGCUCUAUUAUUGAGCGGUAUCAUUGGAUUGAAGAAACUGUUCGAAUCGAAACAUUCGUCACAAAACUACGAAGUAGUCGCUCAUCCACAUAGCUCAUUUGACGAACAUGGUCACUAUGGACGCGCUUUGAACGAUGCACAAAAUAUGGCAUACUCAGCACACCAACAAUAAAGAAAAUAACAUAUAACGAGAACACACAACAAACAAAACAAUUUUUCUUUUUUAUUUAAGAAGAGAAUUAGAUGAUGAUGAAGAAGAAAACAAAUUAACAAUUUUUCAGCAAAGCAGUUCAUCGAUCGUAAUUUAAAAACAACAACAACAAUUCACACCCAUUCACACAUCGCAAACACUUAAUUUAUUGAAGAAAAAAAAACAACGACAAAAAAGGGAGAAAAAGAAUCAAAUCAAAAAUACUUUUAGCGAUAUCUAAACUUAUUUUCUUUUUUUACAUUACGAGGAUUUACACAAACAGAGAAACAUACAAACAUUUUUUCAGACAUCAUACGGAUACACAUCGAUACAUUAAAAAAAAACAACAACUCUCUUACCACAAAUCACAACACCUACAUAAACAACACAAACAACAUUAAAAGAGACAGACACACAAACACCAUACACACAUGAAUACAAAACACUCGCCCAUUUUAAAAUAGAACGAGAAAAUCAGUGUAAAAUAGAUGUAGAAUUGCCAACCGAAGACUUUUUCUUCGGCAUAAAUUAAAUUUCAACCGUGGAUAAGAUAUCUCCGGUGGGCAGCACGCUUUUAUAACAAUUCAAGCGACACGCGAUUCUCAAUCGAAUCGAUUGAAUCGUGUGCAUAUUUUCAUAUUUUCUACUCACUAUGUGCAUAAAUUAUCUCAAUUUUAGACACAAAACAAAAAUUAACAACAGAAAGCCUCUAUUCGGUCGGUAAUACUAUUUAGUGGACGAUUUUUUUUCUUUUUUUAUUUCAAUUUUUUGUAUGAAUAGAGCAAUAGCACAUCGGAAAUCGAUAAUUCGAUGCCAUAAAAUAGACUUGUUAAUUUUAAAUCGCCGAAUUAACUUUUUUUAGGCUUCGCUCGACUACACACACAUACACAGACACACAUACACACAAAAUCUUCAAUUUGUCAAUUCGUUUUAAACAUUUAUUUAUUUAAUUUAUUUAACUUAUUUUUAUUUUAUUUAUUAAUUUAUUGUAAAAAAAAAAUGAAAUCAUUUGUACGAUGUUCCGGAUAACCGCUUGUUUCAUGUGUCCCAUUUUCGAAAAUCGCAUCGCCUCCAUAAAAGUAUUGUGAAUGGUUUAUUUUUUUUUUUUUUUUUGUAAAUGGAAAAAAACUCAUCUUUGGACGAAGUUUUUUUUGUUUUAAUUUUUUGUAUGCCAAUUUUACUUUUUAGUGAUAAACUGAAAUAUCAAUAUAAAGUAAAACCACAAUCGGCAAUAAGUUUUAAGUAAUUUAUUUUAAUAAUGAGUAACACUAUCGAAUCGACAGUAUGGCAAUUUGAAAAAUGAAAAAUAAUGGGCAUCAAAUUCGGACUAAAAACAACAAAACAAAUUCUACGAAUUCGUACGUUCUGCUUAUUUGCUUUUUGUUUUGUUCAACUAAUUAUUUUUUUUUGUAGUAAAGUGUUGGUUAAACUAAAAGACAAGAAAAGAAGAUAACAAAACACGUUUCGGUUCUGCAAAUGGAAAAAAAAUUAUUUAACGUUUGAUUUUACGAGAAAAAUGUUUGUUAAAUGUUCAUAAGUAAACCAAAAAAUAGACUGCCAAAUUCAUUACAUAAUA
Contarinia nasturtii (swede midge) is the source of this 2647-nucleotide messenger RNA. RefSeq lists its product as uncharacterized. The transcript is spliced from 3 exons. NCBI's taxonomy places the organism in Eukaryota, Metazoa, Arthropoda, Insecta, Diptera, Cecidomyiidae. The record is from RefSeq and is a predicted model, not a curated record. The coding region runs from base 346 to 1053 and encodes 235 amino acids.